AUGUACAUUGUGCUAAUCACUAGAUUAUGCUCAUCAACAGUGUAUCUGUUUGACACUUCUUUCUUCUUUGUCCCUGUGUCUUUCCUCUCCCUUUCCAUCUCAGCUCGCGAGGAGUACGUUGCCACCUUCAAGGGUUCUGAGUACUUCUGCUAUGACUUAUCGCCCAACCCCAUCCAAUCUAGCAGUGAUGAAAUCACACUCUCCUUCAAGACGCUGCAGCGUAAUGGCCUGAUGCUGCACACUGGCAAGUCAGCUGACUAUGUGAACCUGGCACUAAAGAACGGUGCCGUGUCGCUUGUCAUUAACCUUGGCUCUGGGGCUUUCGAGGCCUUGGUGGAGCCCGUCAACGGCAAGUUCAACGACAACGCCUGGCAUGACGUCAAGGUCACCCGCAACCUGAGACAGCACUCAGGCAUUGGACACGCUAUGGUGACGAUUUCUGUGGACGGGAUCCUGACCACAACGGGUUACACACAGGAGGACUACACCAUGCUGGGCUCUGAUGACUUCUUCUAUGUGGGAGGGAGUCCCAGCACUGCUGAUCUGCCUGGUUCUCCUGUCAGCAAUAACUUCAUGGGCUGCCUCAAAGAGGUGGUGUACAAGAACAAUGAUGUACGGUUGGAGCUGUCUAGACUGGCAAAACAAGGAGACCCGAAAAUGAAGGUGAGUGGUGUGGUCUCCUUUAAAUGUGAGAGUGUUGCGACCCUGGACCCAGUGACCUUUGACACCCCAGAGUCUUUCGUGGCACUGAGCAAGUGGACAGCGAAGAAGGCAGGAUCAAUAUCAUUUGACUUCAGGACCACUGAGCCGAAUGGGCUGAUGCUUUUCAGCCAUGGCAAACCCCGACAACAGCAACGCAAAGAUCCACGCACCCCUCCCACUAUCAAGGUGGAUUUUUUUGCCAUUGAGAUGCUGGAUGGGCACCUGUACCUUCUGCUGGACAUGGGUUCAGGAACCACCAAGACAAAGGCCAUUGACAGAAAGGUCAACGACGGAGAAUGGUACCAUGUUGACUUCCAGAGAGAUGGACGCUCAGGAACCAUCUCAGUGAAUAGUGUGAGGACAGCAUACACAGCUCCAGGAGACAAUGAAAUUCUGGACCUGGAUGACACCUUGUACCUCGGAGGGCUACCUGAGGACCGCGCUGGACUCAUUUUCCCUACAGAGGUGUGGACGGCUCUGUUGAACUAUGGCUAUGUGGGCUGCAUCAGAGACCUGUUUGUGGAUGGACAAAGCAAAGACAUCCGAAGACUAGCUGAAGCUCAGAAGGCAGUGGGGGUGAAGCCCUCGUGCUCCAAAGAGCCACCCAAACAGUGCCUAUCCAACCCAUGCCAGCACAACGGCAACUGUAGGGAAGGCUGGAAUCGCUACGUCUGUGACUGCUCUGGGACGGGCUACCUAGGACGCUCCUGUGAGAGAGAUGCAACCAUCCUCUCCUACGAUGGCAGUAAGUUUAUGAAGGUGCAGCUGCCUGUAGCGAUGCACACUGAGGCAGAGGACGUCUCGCUACGCUUUCGCUCCCAGAGGGCCUAUGGCGUUCUCAUGGCAACCACAUCCCGUAACUCCGCAGACACCCUCCGUCUAGAGCUGGAUGGGGGCCGUGUUCGACUCACUGUCAACUUAGACUGUAUCAGGAUAAACUGUACAGCCAGUAAAGGCCCAGAAACCAUCUUUGCUGGGUCAAACCUCAAUGAUAAUGAGUGGCACACGGUGAGGGUAGUCCGGCGUGGAAAAAGCCUCAUACUCACCGUGGAUGACCUGCAGCCUGUUGAAGGUCAGAUGGCGGGAGACCACACCCAGCUGGAGUUGCACAACGUGGAGACGGGUAUUGUGACGGAGAAGCGCUUCAUGCCUGCCGUGCCUUCCAAUUUCAUUGGCCACCUUCAGGGCCUGACGCUAAACGGCAUGCCCUACAUUGACCUGUGCAAGAAUGGCGACAUCGACUAUUGCGAGCUCAACGCUGUUAUUGGCUAUAAGAGCAUCGUGUCUGACCCCAUAACCUUCCGGUCCCGCUCCAGUUUCGUCACACUGCCCACACUGCAGGCUUAUUACUCCAUGCAUCUCUUCAUGCAGUUCAAGACUACGUCCCCAGAUGGUCUAAUUAUCUUCAACAGAGGAGAUGGCAAUGACUUCAUAGUCAUAGAACUAGUUAAAGGCUAUCUUCAUUACAUCUCAGACCUGGGCAAUGGAGCACACUUGAUCAAGGGCAACUCAAACAGUCCUCUUAAUGAUAACCACUGGCAUAAUGUGCACAUUUCCCGGGAUACCAACAAUCUCCACACAGUCAAGAUUGACACCAAAGUUACUACACAGACCACGAUGGGUGCCAAAAACCUUGACUUAAAGGGUGAUCUGUACAUUGGGGGUGUUUCCAAAGAGAUGUACAGAGAACUGCCUAAGCUGGUCCACUCUCGUGAGGGAUUUCAAGGUUGCUUAGCUACGGUUGACCUAAAUGGUCGGCUUCCGGACCUUUUGGCGGAUGCAUUGACAACCAUGGGGCAAGUGGAGAGAGGUUGUGAAGGUCCCAGCACCACGUGUCAAGAAGACUCCUGCUCAAAUCAGGGAGUUUGCUUGCAGCAGUGGGAGGGCUUCACCUGUGAUUGCAGCAUGACCUCAUAUGCUGGACCCCUGUGCAAUGAUGCCGGCACCACUUAUAUCUUUGGCCGUGACGGAGGUGUGGUGGUUUACACCUGGCCGCCUAAUGAACGCCCCAGCACCAGGGCAGACCGACUCGCCCUCGGCUUCAGCACCCAACAGAAACACGCGGUCCUUCUCCGAGUGGACAGUGCAUCUGGCCUGGGAGACUACCUUCAGCUGCAAAUAGACAAAGGCAACAUUAGGGUGGUGUUCAAUGUUGGUACUGAUGAUAUCAACAUCGAGGAGAGCACCAAGUUUGUCAACGAUGGGAAGUACCACAUUAUCCGGUUCACCCGCAGUGGUGGCAAUGCAACCCUCCAGCUGGACGACCUGCCGGUCAUAGAGCGCUACCCCUCAGGCAACAUUGAUAACGAGCGCCUGGCCAUCGCCAGACAGCGAAUCCCCUAUCGGCUCGGUCGAGUAGUUGACGAUUGGCUACUCGACAAAGGUCGCCAGCUGACCAUCUUCAAUAGCCAGACGACAGUGCGUGUUGGGGGAGGCGAGCGAGGGGCCGCCAUGUUCCAGGGCCAGCUCUCUGGCCUUUAUUACAAUGGCCUCCGCAUCCUGAACAUGGCAGCAGAGGGACACCCUCACAUCAAAGUGGAGGGAAGCGCUCGGCUGGUCGGCGACAUGCCAUCUUCCUCCAUCACCCCGCAGUCCAGCGCGGCAGCUGGAGGCAACCGCUCUGACUCCGCCCCCUCCAUCAGCGACAUCACAACCACCACGGCCACAAACAGGAAUAAGGGUACAACAACGCAGAAUGCAGAUGACUUGCUGGUGGCGUCAGCUGAGUGUCCGAGUGAUGAUGAGGACAUUGAACCAUGUGACCCCAGUUCAGCCCGACCUCCUGUGACAGAGAUUAAGGUGUUCCAGGGUCCAUCUGAAGUGGUGCGAGAAAGCAGCAGCACCACAGGCAUGGUGGUGGGCAUCGUGGCAGCCGCUGCCCUCUGCAUACUGAUCCUCCUUUACGCCAUGUACAAGUAUCGCAACCGUGACGAAGGCUCUUACCACGUGGACGAGAGACACAACUACAUCAGCAACACAGCCACACAACCCAAUGGCAGUGCCAAGGACAAGCCACUGGGCAUCCCUAAGAUCUCCAAGAACAAGAAGAACAAAGACAAGGAGUACUAUGUCUGA
Molecule: messenger RNA, 3777 nt
Organism: Menidia menidia (Atlantic silverside)
Lineage: Eukaryota; Metazoa; Chordata; Actinopteri; Atheriniformes; Atherinopsidae
Source: the annotation of a GenBank genome assembly